AAUUUUUCUUCACAUCUUCAUUUUCUUUCAUCUUUCAUUCUCCUAAAAUCAUUUUAUCCUAUUCUUUCCCUUUCUUUUCUUUAUAGAUUUCUUACUAUUUCCAUCUUUUUCUUUUCUGUUUUGGAUCUUUAUUUCUAAAUCUUUUAUGCCUACCUUUGUUGGUAUUUGUUCUUUUCAUAUUUUCACAUCACUAUUCCUUCUCAGAUUAUUAUAUCCCUUCAUCUUUUUAAUCUUUUUCCCUGAGCACUUUCUUUCUUCAUUUCUCAUCUCUAUCAUUUUUGAGCCUUCUUGACCAAAACUUCCUCUUUCCUUCCUAGCUUCUUUCUACUUCUAUUUUCCACCCUCAUUUGCAUCUCCUAAUUAAACAUGCAUUCAAAAGUCAAAAGAACCUACUCCAUGUAACAACGUACAAAACCAAUAGACGAGUGACCUAAUAAAACUUGAUUUAACGCUUACUAACACUUAAUAAGUCCAACAACAACCAAUUUCGUUUUUUCUUCCUCAGUUAGAAACAAAAGAGGAGAGAAAGGAAGAGCAGGGCAUGAACACCACAAAGACCAUCAAAACAAAACAGAAACUAAAAAAGUACAAUACCAGAGAGAAGCUGGAUUUCAACGUAAAUUACCAUGUCUCCUCAACCCUCCUCCUCCUUCCUGUUUCUGAUUAUUCCUGGCCAAGCAGCUCGGUCACCCGCUCUCCGUUUCACCAGCCUCUCUGAGAGACUUCUCUGUGUUUGCUCGGCGCUCUCUUCCUCCGUCUGGGACUUCGUCAGAAGAGUUCCUGCUCUUCUCUGUUAUUAGCUUCUACCCUUUCCAACACACAGUUGUUCCUUCCUUCUCCAAUUCUCGCAGCUUCAUUCUGUUUUCUCCCGAUUUUCUUUAGGCAAA
Molecule: messenger RNA, 887 nt
Organism: Rubroshorea leprosula
Lineage: Eukaryota; Viridiplantae; Streptophyta; Magnoliopsida; Malvales; Dipterocarpaceae
Source: the annotation of a GenBank genome assembly